Molecule: messenger RNA, 2668 nt
Organism: Cynara cardunculus var. scolymus (artichoke)
Lineage: Eukaryota; Viridiplantae; Streptophyta; Magnoliopsida; Asterales; Asteraceae
Exons: 13
Coding region: 279-2201 (640 amino acids)
Source: RefSeq, a predicted model, not a curated record
GAUAGUUAAAGGAAAAUCUUUUAAUCGGCCAUCCUCUUGAGUUGUGUUCGUUCUGGUUUACGAUCCUUCACCCCUUCUACCUCUCUACCUUUCUCUCUGUGUUUCCAUGGCACCAGUGGCUUGAACAGCUUUCAACCCUUUCUCUCCCUCUCUUUUUCGAUAGUAGAAACACCACGUAUAAUUGCAGCGAAGGGAAUCUUUUUCUCGCGUCUUCCCUUCUUCUGCGUGCGUGUCGAUUUCUAAUCCUAAUUUUAUCAACUCAAAAUGUUCUUCUUGGAAUGAUGGCACAUUUCCCUGUUGGUGGGCUUGAUCAAUUACAAGUAAAAUCUGAGAACGAAUUACCUCUUGAAACCGCAUGGUCAGAUGAGCACGAAUGUCUUCCGCUGAAGCAACGUUUGAAAAUCCUACGAUCCAAGUCCGUAUCCAAUUGCCCAGAGGAAACAUUGAUUUCAGCUGUAUCUCCAAUUGAUGAUGUUGUCAUGGAGGAAGAUGAUCUCUGUGACUCUCAGGUCUUUCAUUUUGAUCAUGGAGGGAGCAAAGGAAGGUCCAAGAUUGCCUCAUGUGAACAAAGCCAACAUGGUGCAGUUCAUGCCAUUGAGUGUUCUCCCCUUCGAGACAGAAUGCUGCCAGAAAGACUAGAGAUAGAGUAUAAUGAUGCUCAAUACGACUCUGUAACUCAAUUGCCUAACUGCCAACACAUUCCUAGUGCUCAUGAUAUUGAAAUUUCUGAGGACUUCCUUGAGGAUCUUGAUGAUAUUGUGCUGAAAGAACGGCAGAGGAUGCUGCUGUCAAGGGAGCUGGUGGGAUCUAUUGAACAGGCCAUGGAGCAUAACUUAUCAGACACGUCUAUAAAUUCCGUUGACAUGAUUUCACAAGAUGCUGGGAUAGGAAGUGGAGGAAACAGUAUUUGUGACAUAGGAGGAAAUGACACCUUUGAAAAAUCUGAUGGAAGUAUUUAUGCUUCUUGUGAGGCUUUGGAAUCUCGUUCUUCAAAUUGUACUACUGUUGGUGCUCCUGCAAGGAGAUAUCAGCAUCAAGGAACUAGAGUAUCUGAAUCUCAGAAGUACAAGCAUGUUUAUGGAGAAGCCAGGCCAUACUUUUCUGAUAGAAAUGCUAUUAAUGAACAGUGUUUGUUGUCAAGUUCCUGUAAGACUGUUUGCACAUUAGCUUUACCACCUUUUCCAAAUGUUAAAGUUGAACAAUUAGAUGAUGAGUUAAAAAUAUCAGACAAAGAUACUCUAAAUAGCCAGUCCUUGGGUAACAAAAUCUCUGAAAAUAGCCAACAUGUAAACACUGCUGAAAUUUUUGAAGAUAUAAUAGAUCACAUGAUGCUUGGAGAUAGGAUGAGAUUGCUGGCAUCAAGAAAAAUUCCCAAGACUACACUGUAUGAGAAUUUUGGGAACUCGAGUACGUUUGAGUCUUCCAGCAUUGGCCAUAAGCCUAUUUUAUCAGAGUCCUCAAUUCCACUCAUGAAGAAACGGCCACAUAAAAGGAGGAAAACUGUCACGGACUCAGUUGAAACAGCAUUGGAGGAAGAUGCACCUGGACUCUUACAGGUGCUAAUUGAGAAAGGGGUUCUAGUGGAUGAAAUUAAACUUUAUGGAGAAACUGAGGGCGAUGAAGUAGUGGAUGAAACACUGAUUGAAGAGAGUUUUUCCGAGCUUGAAGAUGUGAUAGCAAAGAUUUUCUCCCAACGGCAGUCAUUUUUUAAACUUGCUCCAAUAAGGUGUGCGAAAGGUGAAAAGGCUAGUUAUUGCUUGGCUUGCCUUAUUUCACUUGUAGAGCAGGCACGAUAUCUACGCGUUCGGAAGUGGCCAGUUGAAUGGGGUUGGUGUCGGGACCUCCAGUCCUUCAUUUUUGUUUUUGAGAGACAGAACAGAAUAGUGUUGGAGCGUCCUGAAUACGGAUAUGCAACUUACUUCUUUGAAUUGGUAGAUACAUUACCUGUUCGUUGGCAGAUCAAACGAUUGGUGACAGCAAUGAAGCUUACUAGUUGUAGCAGGAUUACUCUGAUUGAGAAUAGAGCAUUGACGGUUGGGGAUGAUAUGACAGAAGGAAGCAUGAGAGCGACACCUCGGAAUGGAGGUCGAAAAUUGGGAAAUUACUUACUGAUGGUUACAAUGGUGGAACAAUUGUCCCAAAUGAUAUUCCAAAGAAAGUUAUGGAAUCUGGUAUCAGUCACACCUCUCAAGUCAAGUUAGAGCAGUAGCUAGCUAAAGGUUAGUAAAAACCGGAAAAUUUUCUUUUUUUUCUUUUUCGAAGUGGUUGACCCCCCCUUCAUUACUAGCACUGAGUUUUGAACCUACAACAAUUGGCUCAAAGGACCCCAUUUGUACCAAUUCGACCAAAGCUCACACAGGUUCACUAAUGGUUGGUUCUACGAUGGUAUACUUGCAAAAAUGAAUUUCUUUUGAGGAGAAACAAGUUGUAGAAUUUGCAUGCGGAUCAUGUGGUGCAUAAUUGAGUUAGUAUGUCUAGCAUAAUCUUUCUCCAAGCGUAGUACAGUUGGUUCCAGGACAGUAUACUGGUUUCGUGCUAAUGAAAUGGUAGGUAAAAGUCAAUUGAUGUUAUUUCCAUUUUCUAAGGAGCACAACUCUUGACAACUACAAUUGAAGCUGACUUUGAGGAUAUAGUUGAUGCAACUAUUGAAUUUUUGUUUGUGCUUUAA